This is a messenger RNA of Paralichthys olivaceus (Japanese flounder), 2815 nucleotides long. NCBI's taxonomy places the organism in Eukaryota, Metazoa, Chordata, Actinopteri, Pleuronectiformes, Paralichthyidae. The record is from RefSeq and is a predicted model, not a curated record.
AUGGGUGGGAUGAUUGUGAUGGUACAGUAUGGUGUUGGCCUCUCCAUACUCAUGACAAACGUAAUGGUGGCAAUUUAUUAUAAUGUCAUCAUCACCUACAGCCUGUACUACUUGUUUGCCUCCUUCCAAUAUCCUUUGCCCUGGGCUAGCUGCCUCAGUUGGGCUGACAGUGACUGCAGCAGCACUCCCAGAGUGUCUUGUAAUGUAAGUGGUGUGUUAGUGGCCAACUGGACUCAGGAAAACAUCACUUGUCCUUCAUCUGACCUGAUCACAUUUCCAGUGCAGAGUCCAAGUGAACAGUACUGGGAUCGUGUGGCUCUGCAGAGAUCCAGUGGUCUGGAUGAAACAGGACCAGUAGUCUGGCAUUUGGCCCUUUGUCUGCUGCUGAGUUCCAUAUUUGUUGCUGUAGUGCUUUGUAAAGGUAUCAAGUCAUCAGGAAAAGUUGUAUAUUUCACCGCUACAUUGCCUUAUGUGGUGAUUUUGAUCUUGCUGAUCAGAGGUGUGACACUGGAGGGAGCUGGAGAAGGAAUAUCUUACUAUAUUGGUUCACAAUCCAAUUUCACUAAACUGAUGGAACCAGAGGUCUGGAAGGAUGCAACAGUUCAGACUUUAUAUUCCUUGUCCAUUGGUAUGGGAGGAGUUACAACCCUUGCUUCCUAUAACACGUUCCACAACAAGAUGUAUGCGGACUCAUUUGUUGCAUCCCUUACUAACCAUGGUUCGAGUGUGUAUGCAGGCUUUGCCAUAUUUUCGAUUUUGGGUCACAUGUCUCACGUCUAUGGAAUGCCGGUUGAAAAAGUGGUGAAGGAAGGGUUUACCCUGGCAUUCGUUGCAUAUCCAGAUGCUCUGGCUAAACUGCCAAUUUCCCCUCUGUGGUCGAUACUGUUCUUUUUCAUGCUUUCCAUAAUUGGCCUGGACACUCAGUUUACAAUGAUAGAGGUGAUUUGCAGCUUUUUAACUGAUGCCUUCCCUGAAACCCUCAAAUCCAAACGUCCCUUGUUGACUCUAGCGAUAUGUGUCAUCAUCUUCCUCCUGGGCCUGCCAUGUGUAACAACGGCAGGAAUAUACUGGGUAACUCUAAUCGACCAUUUUGCUGGUAGCUGGGUGCUGCUUAUGUUGGCUUUUAUGGAGAUCCUCAGCUUCUGCUACAUAUACGGAGGAAACAAUUUAAUUAAAGACAUUGAGAUGAUGGUUGGGGAGAAGAGCUUUUGCUUCUGGCUGUUGUGGAAAACAUUUUGGUUCCUGAUCAGCCCCUGCUUAAUUUUGGUGAUCUUCAUCUGGUCUCUGAUAUUCUUUAUUCCCCCCACCUAUGGAGGAAUCGAAUACCCAGAGUGGGGCUUGACUUUGGGUUGGUGCAUGUCUGCAUCCAUCUUUAUCUGGAUCCCUGUUGUCAUUGUGUAUAGGCUGAUGAAAGCAGAGGGAGGCUUCUUGGAGCGUGUGAAGACAACGUGCACUCCCUCUGAGGAUUGGCAUCCAUACCUGGAGAUCCAUCGAGGAGAAAGAUACUCAGAAGAAAGCUGUCGGCAAAGGAACUCAGCGUCAACAAGGAACAAGCCAAUAUAACAUGACAUUGUUACUGCAAUUGCAAUUUUAAUAUUGAUUUGUGUGUCAUGUUUUCUUGUGUCCAAGGUCAUAUUAAUUAUGAAGUAGUAGUAGUAAAAUCCAUUCAGAAUGCUUUACAUUUUACAAACACUACAUGCAGGUACACAGUUUUAUUAUUUUUUUAAAUUCCUGUUCAUUACAUUGACACUGAUUCUGAUCAAGUCAAAACUUCAUGAGGAAUGUAGAACCAGUAGUUAAAAAAAAUGAUCUGACUUUUCGCAAAGACAUAUAUCUCUUUUCUUCAAAUCAGGUUAAUAGUUAAAGCUAAAACCAUUGAACAGUGUUAUAAUGUGAUUAUACUGUCUCAUGAGUUGACUUUAAAGACAGUUUAAAUCUUUAAAUGCUGCCGUUGUCAUUGUGUACAGGGAGUCAUUCACAAGUACACAUUGCUGUGAUCGUUUAUACAGUUUUCAGGCUCUGUAAGUUUCAGGACAACUACCUCAUCAAUUACAUAAAGAUUGAAGUGGUUCAAAUUCUGUCAUAUCUUUUAUCUUCAUAAUGUACCUUCACUAAAUGUCUCUCAUUGUUUAAAUAUUAGGUCCAAACUGUCACUUUACAGACUGUCUACAUAGUUCAAGAUGUUAUUGCAGUUGGCUUUUGAACUGUUCUGUUAUUAAUACAUUCCUUCCUUGUUUGCUACAGAGCAUCUCUCCUCAUCAUUCUUUUAAGAGCUCCAUCUGCUGGACAUCAUGGCCCUAAAAAUUACAGUUUCUAUUCUAUACCUUGUAUUAUUUUCAUUCCAGAUCAUACUUUUGAAAGUACUGAAAUAGUAUUUUCAUGUCCUUUUAAAAACAUACAGUAUGAAUAGGUUAAUGUGGGACAACUCUCCAAUAUGGAUCUGCCUUGUAAUAAUUAUAAGCAGUUUAAUCCUUUCUGUGUUAACCCUAAAACUUUUUUGAAGACUAAGAAAAAGCUAUUGGAGGCAUAUCGUAAUACGUAACACUGAAAAAACUGAUUUAACCCUACACCACAAAUUAUAAUUUAGCAGAUUCACAUGAGAAUGACAAAAAAUAAGGUGUAUAAGUAUAUAAUUUCACAAAGAGAUAAAAUAGCUCAGAUUUCAUGUACUACCUCAGGACUGAUGUACUACUGAAUAUAAUGGUUUGUAAAGGUUUGUUUGUUUUGUGGCAUUUGUCAAAAACCUAAAUGAAUCGUAUGGUGCUGUCUUUGUUUUCACCACUGUCUGAAUAAUAAAGGCCUAAUGGUGAGAGUA